Molecule: messenger RNA, 1608 nt
Organism: Lachancea thermotolerans CBS 6340
Lineage: Eukaryota; Fungi; Ascomycota; Saccharomycetes; Saccharomycetales; Saccharomycetaceae
Gene: NUP49
Product: FG-nucleoporin NUP49
Exons: 1
Coding region: 1-1608 (535 amino acids)
Biological process (GO): nucleocytoplasmic transport
Cellular component (GO): nuclear pore
Molecular function (GO): structural constituent of nuclear pore
Source: RefSeq, a predicted model, not a curated record
AUGUUCAAUUUUGGCAGAGCCGCCUCCGCAUCUGCCGCUAAUACAUCUGGUAGUGGUGGCAUGUUUGGUCAGUCAUCGAACGCCGCUCCAGGCGGCGGUCUUUUUGGUAAUUCUAACAACACUCAGCAGCAAGGAAUAAGUGGCUUUGGCCAGAACAAUACUACACAAAGCUCAAGCGGUGGACUUUUUGGCCAGAAUAACCAACAGCAACAAACUGGAGGGUUAUUUGGCCAGAACAAACCAGCCACAGGCGGCUUGUUCGGCCAAAGCAAUCAACCUACGCAACAACAGGGCCAAACUGGCGGGGGGUUGUUUGGGCAGCCAAACCAACAGCAGCAGCAGCAGCAACAGCAGCCUGGUGGACUGUUCGGCCAAAACUCACAGCCUCAGCAGUCAGGCGGUGGUCUCUUUGGCCAGUCAGGUCAGCAGUCGCAACAAACUGGUGGUGGUCUCUUUGGCGGCUCCAGCUCGGCCACCACCGGGACGUCGAACGGGCUCUUUGGGCAAGCAGGCUCUUCGAAUACCUCUAACUUUGGAAGCAAUACCAACCCUACCCAGGGCAGAGGUGGCCUUUUUGGACAAAAUCAGAACACAUCCGCGGGCGCUUCGGGAGGGUUGUUUGGAAACAAACCAGCGGCACCAGGCGGGCUAUUUGGUAGCAACAAUGCGGGCUCAAACACCAACGGAGCUUCUUCAUUUGGCAACAACUCUGCAUCGAAUACGACGGGUGGUCUAUUUGGCAACAAGCCAGCCGGCUCUACAUCUCUCUUUGGGAACAACACGAACAACAAAACGGGGCUCUUUGGGAAUAACAACUCUACUAACCCUUCAGGGAGCUUAUUCGGAAACAAGCCUGCGACAUCAUCGCUCUUUGGCGGUAACAACAACGGGCCCUCAGGCUUGUUUGGAAACCAGCAACCUCAACCACAAUUGCAGUCCCAGCCUGCUCUACAAUCAUUGUCACAGCUACCACUGACGCCGAUGACUCGCGUCGUCGACCUGCCGCCGCAAAUCCGUCAAGAGAUUGAGCAGCUAGACCAAUACAUUCAAAGGCAAGUGGCAAUUUCACAACAUCUAAAAGCGGACACUGAAGAUCAUACAGGGCUUAUUCAGUCUAUUCCCCGUGACAUUAAAUAUCUGCAGACGACACACUCAUUGACUCAUCAGUCGCUGGCGCACGAUUUGCGCAAGAUUACGGGUAUUAAGGAGAUCACUGAUCAGAACAUAGCAGACUCACAAACAUUUUCAAUCAUUCUGCAACAGCUCAUAACGCCUGGUAACAAAAUAUCAUCGCUUGAGCUGGAUAAGUUUUUCCAGGAGAAAAUUCAACUAUACAAAUCGAGACUGGAUGAGUACUUUUAUGUCCUCUCCGACAUCGAAAGCGCAGUCCAUGGCAUUGAAAGGGAUAUGCUGGGUGUAACAUCUACGGACGGAAGCCAAGAUACUAGCAAAGACAAUACAAGCUGGAAAACAGGUAUCAACGCCAUUGUGUCCACCGUGCUGGAAGAAUUUGAGCUUUUCAUGGACAUGGCAGAAAGGAUAGCCGAACUGCAUCAAAAGGUGAAGGAGGUCACUGGCAAUUACAAGAACACCCUAAUAAAAGCCUAA